Molecule: messenger RNA, 2118 nt
Organism: Metopolophium dirhodum (rose-grain aphid)
Lineage: Eukaryota; Metazoa; Arthropoda; Insecta; Hemiptera; Aphididae
Product: kelch-like protein 3
Exons: 9
Coding region: 79-1956 (625 amino acids)
Molecular function (GO): protein binding
Source: RefSeq, a predicted model, not a curated record
CAGUUCUAACACAAUAGUAAUAUAAAAACUAAUUUAAAUAUAAGAACUAAUUCUAAUAGAUAGAUAGAUAUACUUUAUAUGAUACAGUUACCUAUUUUAAAGGAAAAUGAAAUGGAUGCCUUACAUACUGCAUCAUCUGGAAGUGAGUUAGACCAAGUUUUGAAAUCAAAUGCAUGUGGUCCAACAAAUUUUAGAAAUAGCUCUCACUCUGUUAGACUACUUGAAGAUUUACUUAUUCUCCGCAAAAAUGAAGUUUUGUGUGAUAUUACAUUUAAAACAGACGAUGGUACUAUACUAUUUGGACACAAAAAUGUUUUGAUGGCAGCUAGUCCAUACUUCAGUGCAAUGUUUAAUAAUUUUGACGAGAGUAAUAAAGAUCUUGUUAGUUUAAGAGAAUUAGAUUCCACCAUUUUAAGACAAUUAGUAGAUUAUAUUUAUACUGGAGAAAUUAUGAUCACCAAAGAAAAUGUACAGGGUUUGUUACCAGCUGCCAAUCUCUUACAGCUAAACUAUGUGAGUGGUGCAUGUGCUGAGUUUUUACGAACACAACUAGAGCCUUCAAAUUGUAUUGGUAUCAAAGAAUUUGCUGACUUACAUAACUGUACGGAAUUGUUGUCAAGUUCUGAAGCAUACAUAAAAAAACGGUUUUUAGAAGUGGCUGAAGGCGAUGAGUUCCUAUCUUUAUCUUUUCAAAAAGUGUUUGAGCUUAUCUCCUGUAAUGACUUAUCUGUUUCAUUUGAAGAAAAAGUAUUUGAAUGUGUUAUCAAUUGGGUAAAACAUGAAUUGAUCUGUCGAAAAGAUUUUUUGGAAAAAUUAAUGGAACAUGUACGCUUGCCAUUGGCAUCAACACAAUAUAUAUUACAAAAAGUAAUUAAAGAACCUCUUCUAAAAAAUAGUCCUAAAUGUAUGUUAUUUUCAUUGAAAUGCCUCAUUAUGAAUUUAUAUCAUUUAAUAAUUAUUGCAAUGUUUUUAGGUAAAGAUUAUGUAUUUGAAGCAUUACAUUUUAACCUUCUUAAAUCAGUUCAGCGUUUCACCAUUCCACUAUCAAUUCGGUGUAAACCUAGACAGUUUGAUAAUUCACAAAAAGUAUUUCUAAUGUUCAGUCGGUCAGAUACAUUGCCAAAAUGUUAUACAGAAUGGUAUGACCCAUCAACAAACCUACGAGAGAAUGCACCUGGAAUGAAUGAUAGCCGUGUGACGGCUAGUGUAGGGGUCAUAAAAGAUCAAUUUGUAUUUGUUGUGGGAGGUGUGAAUCAAUCAAGUUCUCGAUCUGUUAGUAUGCUUGAUGUAUCUUUACAAUUACCCUGCUGGGUGCCAAUGGUCGAUAUGUUAGUUAGUAGACAUCAAUUAGGAGUCGGCAUAUUAGAUGAUUGUAUAUAUGCAGUUGGUGGACAUGACGGCACCAGUGCAUUAAAUAGUGUGGAGGUAUUUGAUGUCAGUAUUCAAAAAUGGCGAAUGGUGUCUAGUAUGACAAUUAAGAGAAGUCAUUUGGGUGUUGGUAUACUCAAUAAUCGUUUAUAUGCGGUUGGAGGUAAUAAUGAUUCAUCAAAUUUGAAAUCUGUGGAAUGUUAUGAUCCCAGUCUUGACACAUGGACACAAGUUGCAGAUAUGUCUGUAUGCCGCAGUGAAUUUGGUAUAGGAAUAUUGGAUGGUGUUAUGUAUGUUAUUGGUGGUUAUACAGAAUCGGAAUUUGUCAAAACUGUCGAGGCCUUCAGCCCAAGUGACGGAGUUUGGUCUACUAUUGCUGAUAUGGAUGCCUGCCGAUACAAUCCUGUAGUAAUUUCAUUAGAUGGUUUAUUGUAUGUUAUGAGUGGAGACACAGAUUCCUAUAUGGUGGAUACUGUAGAAAUUUACGACCCAAAUACAAAUACCUGGUCAAAAGGAGAAACAUUUUCAACUGACCAACUUUAUGGUGGAGUGGUUGUUCAUAGGCCUCCGCAUUUUAAAACCAAUUAACAUAGAAUAUAACAAAAUCAUGGUCUCAUGGUUAGUUUUUCAAUGUAUAAUUUAUAUAGUUACAGUUAUUUUUCCAAUUUUAGUUUUUGUAAUAAAUGUUUGAUUAAAAUGUUUUUGUAUAUUUAAACUGAUUACCAUUUUAUGUUAAAAAAAACAAGCUGU